Solanum verrucosum is the source of this 912-nucleotide messenger RNA. RefSeq lists its product as uncharacterized. The record is from RefSeq and is a predicted model, not a curated record. The transcript has a single exon. The coding region runs from base 1 to 912 and encodes 303 amino acids. Lineage: Eukaryota; Viridiplantae; Streptophyta; Magnoliopsida; Solanales; Solanaceae.
AUGGAGGAAGAUUUGCUUACAAAAACAAGAAAGGCAGUGUCGUUCAAGGACAUCCUUACUGCACCAUACUCCAAUAUAGGAGAAAAACAACAAACACAAUAUGAGGACCAAGCAGUCGAUAUGAUCAUGGAAGAACGUACAAGCUCAAUUCAAAAUAUCGACGACGAAGAAGGGAUCUAUCUCACUGAAGCAGAACAACAGAGAAUAUACAAGCCAUGGAUAUACUCUAUUAUAAUAAAGAUUAUCGGACGGAAACUAAACCACCAAUAUCUGAAAAAGAAACUAAGUACUAUGUGGAGAGUCUCUGAGGAAAUCGUACUUAUAGAUCUGGGUUAUGACUACUACAUAGUAAAAAUUUUCAAAGAAGAAAAUCUACAAAAAACCUUACAGCAAGGACCGUGGUUUGUAAAUGGAUUUUUUCUAUCAAUCAAGAGAUGGCAUCCAAACUUUUUCGCAUCGGAAGCUAAGGAAACAAAGUCGGCAAUCUGGAUUAGGCUACCAGAAUUACCCACUGAAUUCUAUGACCACUCCAUACUAGCACGAAUAGGGAAGAAACUUGGGAAACUAGUUAAAAUGGAUGUAUGCACCUCAGAAGCACUCAGAGGAAGAUACGCAAGAAUAUGUGUGGAAGUACUUAUCGACGUUCCGGUACGAAAAUAUAUAUGCAUUGGGCAUUAUAAACAGCCUCUCCAAUAUGAAGGUUUGAACAUAUUAUGCUCCAAAUGUGGGGUUCUUGGGCACACAAACCAAAUAUGCCCCAAAAAUAUACCAAAUACAAGAAGUCCCACUAACGGGGAAGAGGAUGAGACGGCAAGGAAAAAACCACAAGAACAGGGGAGAGAUUUAACAACUAAGGAGGAGGCAUGGCAACUGGUUUCCUUCGAAAAAAGAGCAAGCAAUACACAAAAAUAA